CAAGUGACGUGCAAAUAAUUUAAUUAAUUAAGCUCCAAGUAGAGAAAUAUUGACGUUAAUGAAUAAAAUUUGAUCUUAAUAAACACUGCUGGAAAUCAUUUGUGGUGGACAUUACUGGCUUUUAGGGACAUUGCUGACAUUUUAUAGACACUUCUAACAACACUGGACAUUAUCGGAUAAUAUCCAGGGACAUCUCUGGAUAUUACAAGCAUUUAUGAGCAGUCCGGACAUUUAUAAGCCGUGCUAACAGCUGUGAAUAUUACUGUUGAUAGUAGGCAGUCUACAUUUAAGUUUUCUCCCUUCAGACUUAGCCACCUAAUAGACAGGUACUGCCCUCUAUCCGUUGAAGCUAUUGUAUCUCUGGAUAUUACAGACAUUUGUGAACAGUUUUGAAAUUUGUAAGCAAUCCUAACAGCAGUGGAUACUAGUGUUAACAGCAGGCAGACCAGAAUAAGCUAUCGACAUUCAGACUUAACCACUUGAAAGAUAGGUGCUGGCCUCUGUCUACAGCAAUCGUGUCUCUGGAUAUUACAAGCAUUUGGGAACAGACUGGACAUAAUAGAUAGGAGCUGCUCUCUUUCUGCCCGAACAAAAGUAAAAUGUUCCAGUUUCCUCCUACCAACCCAGACAAGGCCACAGGGCUGCUGCUGCUGCUGUCGCUCUUCGCCCUCGCCACAAUCCCCACCGCCACCGUUGCCAUUCCCUCGCAACAAGAAACCAUCGCCAACUACCGAUACUUCGGUCCUGGUUACUCGUUCGCUUACCCGGGAACUCCUUCACAAAGCGAAAUAUUCCCCAGCCGAAGUCAAGUGGAAUGUGCCAUGAACACCCUGAAGAACCGAACAGGAUUCUUCAGUUACGACAGAGUCAACCAGCUUUGUAAGACUUACCCAGAGAAUAUUGUGCUCACGGCCAGCAAUCUGACCAACAGCGGCGAGAGGUCCUUCUACAUAAGAGAUCACUGGAUAAAAGUAUAUUCCAUAUCAAUGGGAGCUGGUUCGGAUGUCUAUAACUCGUUUCUAAAUAUAGGAGAUCGAGCAUCAUGGAAAGUGGAUGAUUGCCUCGGUCUUUAUUGCCCAAAUUUCUUCCGAAAUUCCAUUCUUGACGUCUGGGAACAGUUUCCGAUUCAUGAGGUGAAACUUGUAUUAUACGAAAACCAACAAUCAGUAGUAACGAUGGUGUUUAAUGGACGAAAUACAAACAUUCAAAACUGGUUUUCUGCCCAAAACCUGAGAAGUUCCCCAUGGACUGAUUUGUCAACGUCCAACACGAACUACUUCUCAAUGGAUGGAUAUGAGAACAGACGACGCUUCUACGUGUCUAGAAGUCACACUUUCUGUGUUGGAGACGUUGGCUGGCUUAUGAUCAGCGAACAGAGCAGCCUCUGCGUUUGGGAGGCGUCACUUGUACUUCCCAGAUUCCUGUACUCUAGCAAGUCUACGAAAACAGAUUGGGUUCUCAGUUACGGAUCAGCAGAUACCCUGGCCAUAUUCAUCCGCUUCAUAUAGAAAUAACCAAAACAUAUGCAGGCAUCGUUAGUACUGUUGUUGCUAUACCUGUCAAUAUGACCAUCUAUAUAUAUCUAUACCAUUUCUCUAACUAUACCAUCUAUAUAUCUAUACCAGUGGUUCUCAGACAGGGCCCACAUGACG
Molecule: messenger RNA, 1652 nt
Organism: Octopus sinensis (East Asian common octopus)
Lineage: Eukaryota; Metazoa; Mollusca; Cephalopoda; Octopoda; Octopodidae
Exons: 6
Coding region: 600-1508 (302 amino acids)
Source: RefSeq, a predicted model, not a curated record